Molecule: messenger RNA, 1063 nt
Organism: Hordeum vulgare subsp. vulgare (domesticated barley)
Lineage: Eukaryota; Viridiplantae; Streptophyta; Magnoliopsida; Poales; Poaceae
Product: ADP-ribosylation factor 2
Exons: 7
Coding region: 164-709 (181 amino acids)
Biological process (GO): intracellular protein transport; vesicle-mediated transport
Cellular component (GO): cytoplasm
Molecular function (GO): GTPase activity; GTP binding
Source: RefSeq, a predicted model, not a curated record
UCUCUCUCUCCUCCAUUCCUCUCCUCCUCCUCCUGCCACCGAUCCCAAACCAGGGAGGAACCCGGCGCGAGGAGGGCAAAGGAAGAGAAGAGGAGACCACCCAGCCGACCGCGCGACCGCACGCACAGGGCAGCAGCCGUCGCGAUCCCGCGCAGGAGCGGACAUGGGGCUCACGUUCACUAAGCUGUUCAGUCGGCUCUUCGCCAAGAAGGAGAUGAGGAUCCUCAUGGUCGGUCUCGAUGCGGCUGGUAAGACCACCAUCCUCUACAAGCUCAAGCUCGGAGAGAUCGUCACCACCAUCCCCACAAUCGGGUUUAAUGUUGAAACUGUAGAGUACAAGAACAUUAGUUUCACCGUUUGGGAUGUCGGGGGUCAGGACAAGAUCAGGCCCCUGUGGAGGCACUACUUUCAGAACACCCAGGGUCUCAUUUUUGUCGUGGACAGCAACGACAGAGAGCGUGUUGUUGAGGCCAGAGAUGAGCUCCACCGGAUGCUGAAUGAGGAUGAGCUGCGUGAUGCUGUCCUGCUGGUGUUUGCAAACAAGCAAGAUCUUCCUAAUGCCAUGAAUGCUGCUGAAAUCACUGACAAGCUUGGCCUGCAUUCCCUGCGUCAGCGACACUGGUACAUCCAGAGCACAUGUGCUACCUCUGGGGAGGGGUUGUAUGAGGGGCUUGACUGGCUGUCCAACAACAUUGCCAACAAGGCUUGAAGCAUCUCGGCAGGGGCUUCUAUGGAUCUGGAUAAGCUGGAUAUUCGGACUAAUGCUGCCUUUACGUAUUAUAAACUAUAUAGUCUUGACAGAUAAUGUGGGUGUUUUGGAAGGAUAAAGCUCUUUGUGAAAGAGCUAGCUAUCAGAUUGUUUUCGUGGGUGUUUAAUUGUCUGGUGCUGUUUGUUUUCCCCAUCGUGGUCUUUACUAUGUCAGCUCUGUACUCGCCACUCCGACAGACAUCAGACAUUGUAGUAUUGACCUGUCUUGGCAUAGUUUGUCACUGUGAGGGCUGCCAUGUCUCUUCUGAAUUGCUAUCGCUGGUGUUGAUUUCAUGUGCAACAGACAUUUUCGAA